This is a messenger RNA of Pseudovirgaria hyperparasitica, 1023 nucleotides long. RefSeq names its product oxidoreductase-like protein family. Gene Ontology annotation, molecular function: oxidoreductase activity; nucleotide binding. Gene Ontology annotation, cellular component: cytoplasm. The transcript has 5 exons. The record is from RefSeq and is a predicted model, not a curated record. Bases 1 to 1023 code for a protein of 340 amino acids. NCBI's taxonomy places the organism in Eukaryota, Fungi, Ascomycota, Dothideomycetes, Acrospermales, Acrospermaceae. Gene Ontology annotation, biological process: NADPH regeneration.
AUGUCUAUAGGCGUGGCUAUUAUUGGGAGUGGCAUCUUCGUGAAGGAGGAGCACCUCCCAGCAGUCAAUUCAACCCCCUCCCUCUCCCUCAAAGCCGUAUUCUCCCGCUCCCUCAAGUCCGCCGCCUCGUUAGACAUCCAAGAUCCAGGUGUGGACCUCUACAGCGAAGACGCCGGCGAAGGAAAAGCCUACGCAGACCUCCUCGCCCGCAAAGACGUCAGCGCCGUCAUCAUUGCCCUCCCCAUCGUCGCCCAGCCCGACUUCGUCAAACAGGCCCUCACCGCCGGUAAACACGUGCUCGCCGAGAAGCCCAUCGCGAAGGACGUGCAAACGGCUGAAGCCCUGAUUGCGCAUUCCGAGGGCUGUAGAAGCGGCGCGACGCUGAGUAUUGCGGAGAACUUCAGGUUUCUGGAGAGUCUUAACUAUGCGGCUGAGGCGGUGCGGGGAAUGGGUGAGGUUACGGGGUUCAGUGUGCGGAAGCAUGGAUUUGUGAAGCCUGGGACGAAGUACUUUGAGACGGCGUGGCGGAAGACACCGGAUUACCAGGGGGGCUUUCUGCUUGAUGGUGGCGUACAUACCGUUGCUGCUAUUAGGCUGUUGCUUCAGCCGGAGAACCAACCGAUGAGUGUUUCGGCGUUUAGUAGUUUGCUGCAGCCGCAUCUACCGCCUAUUGAUUCUGUCGAUGCGGUCUGGAGAACGGGGAAAGGCAAGCAUGGCGUCUUUUCGAUGUCGUUUGGGACAAUGUCCAAGGCGAGCGAGACAGUGAUUGUGACAGAGCAAGGCACGGUAUCGGUCACCAUCGGAGCUGUAACUGUCGCGUCUGGAGAUGAUAAGAGGACAGUCGAGUUCACGCAUGAGGGAAAUGGUGUGAAGCAGGAGAUGAAGGUAUGGGCGGAAGGAAUGCUGUCAGGGAAGCAAGAUUCGAGGCUUUCUGCUUACGAAGCAUUGAAGGAUCUGCAGGUGCUAGAGGCAAUGUUUCGAAGUGGGGAGAAUGACGGCACUCCUGUGAAGAUCCAGAUAUGA